Messenger RNA from Apus apus (common swift), 1964 nucleotides. It is a transcript of the gene RBPJL, whose product is annotated as recombination signal binding protein for immunoglobulin kappa J region like. Bases 1 to 1878 code for a protein of 625 amino acids. Gene Ontology annotation, cellular component: nucleus. The transcript is spliced from 13 exons. Gene Ontology annotation, biological process: regulation of transcription by RNA polymerase II. Lineage: Eukaryota; Metazoa; Chordata; Aves; Apodiformes; Apodidae. The record is from RefSeq and is a predicted model, not a curated record. Gene Ontology annotation, molecular function: DNA-binding transcription activator activity, RNA polymerase II-specific; RNA polymerase II cis-regulatory region sequence-specific DNA binding.
AUGACGGCCACGCGGGGGAUCUUCUUGUGCAGCGGCCUCGCGCCCUCCUGCGUGGUGAAGGCCACGUUCAUGGCGUACUGGAUGGCCAGGCCUGUCAUGGUGCCCUGGGCCAGCGGGACGAUGCUGUUGAUGGCCUUCUCCAUGUCCGCCCGCGUGAAGAAAGUCUUGAGGGAGAAGACGUUCUGCACCUGGCUGGAGUACUGGAUGACUCCCACCCGCGUGGCGUUGGGGCCCACGUCCAGGUUGCCGAUGAUGUCCACCAUGAAGCGCCGCAUGGUCUCGAACUCGAAGGGCCGCACGCUGCGGGAGCUGUCGAUCACGAAGACGAUGUCCAGGGGGCCCGUCCUGCACUUCAGGGCUGGAAGGGGACGAGGAGAUGGUUCAGCCUCACAGCGGGCUGGUCGUCAGGAGAAACAGGAGGAGCGGGACAAGAGGGAGAAGCUUCAUCAUGGCUCUGAUGCACAGAGCAUUCAUGAGGAUGCAGGAGCUGUGCAGAGCAGCCUCGGGACACGCUUCCAAGCUUAUCUUUUGGCGGGGUCUCGAUCUCCUGUUGCUCAGCACACCUUGCCCGGGGGUACCGGGCCUUCUCAGUCCCUGCUAAAAGAGAUCCCCGCUGGUAUGAGUAGGAACUUGCCCGACAGCGAGGCAAGAGGGCCGGCGGGACCCGCGGAGCCCCUCACUCACCCGGGCCGGCCGCCGAGCCGCUCCCCGCCGCGAUACUGGGUCAGGUCCAACCCCUACCAAAGCAACCUGCUUCGAGAUGGUGUGAGGAGGUACCUGCAGCUGCCAGCAGACCAGACGGUGCUGAUCCUGCAUGCCAAGGUGGCCCAGAAAUCAUAUGGCAAUGAAAAAAGGUUCUUCUGCCCCCCACCCUGUGUUUACCUGAGUGGGCCAGGAUGGAAGCUAAAACAGGAGCAGAUAAAAGCCAGGGACCCAGGAGAGGCAGGUUUUCAGGUGUGUGGGUACAUGGGACUGGACAGCAUGGGCAGCAGCCUGAUGGAGACCCAGAAGCUCAGCUUUGAGGAGCAGCCAGAUGCGAAGGGCUUCGGCUGCGCCAAGGCGCUGUACAUCUCGGAUGCAGACAAGCGCAAGCAUUUCCGCCUGGUCCUGAAGCUCUUCUUCAGCAACGGGCAGGAGAUUGGCACCUUCCACAGCAAGCUGAUCAAGGUCAUCUCCAAGCCCUCGCAGAAGAAGCAGUCGCUGAAGAACACGGACCUCUGCAUCUCCUCAGGCUCCAAAGUAUCCCUCUUCAACCGCCUGCGCUCCCAGACCGUCAGCACCCGCUACCUGUCCGUCGAGGGGGGAGCCUUCAUUGCCAGCGCCAGGCAGUGGGCAGCCUUCACCCUCCACCUGGCCGAUGAGCGCUGCUCCCGGAGCGAAUUCCCCCUGCGGGAAGGGUAUAUCCGCUACGGAUCCGUGGUUCAGCUCGUCUGCACGGCCACAGGCAUCACCCUGCCCCCCCUGAUCAUCCGGAAGGUGACAAAGCAGUAUGCCAUGCUGGAUGUGGACGAGCCCAUCUCCCAGCUCCACAAAUGUGCCUUCCAGUUCCAGGGAAGCGACCGCAUGUACCUGUGUCUCUCCACAGAGAAAGUGAUCCAGUUCCAGGCAUCUCCCUGCCCAAAAGAAGCCAACAGGGAGCUGCUGAACGACGGCUCCUGCUGGACCAUCAUAGGCACUGAGAUGGUGGAGUACACCUUCAGCGAGAGCCUGCCCUGUGCCCGCCAGCCCGUCAGCCCUGUGCCCCUCAUUGCUGCCCUGCAGCUCACGGGUGGUGGGGACGUGGCCAUGCUGGAGGUGCAGGGCGAAUAUUUCCACGCACACCUCAAGGUCUGGUUUGGAGACGUGGAAGCAGAGACCAUGUACAGGUACCAUGGCUGAGGGGGCUGGGGAGCAGGCAGGGAAGAUCAGCUGGGCAGCUCGGGAGGGAUGUGGCUGCUGACCUCGGGGACGGAGGCACUCGCACU